Molecule: messenger RNA, 2802 nt
Organism: Centruroides sculpturatus (bark scorpion)
Lineage: Eukaryota; Metazoa; Arthropoda; Arachnida; Scorpiones; Buthidae
Product: disintegrin and metalloproteinase domain-containing protein 10-like
Exons: 4
Coding region: 225-2561 (778 amino acids)
Biological process (GO): membrane protein ectodomain proteolysis; Notch signaling pathway
Cellular component (GO): plasma membrane
Molecular function (GO): metalloendopeptidase activity
Source: RefSeq, a predicted model, not a curated record
CUCUUAUCUCAUAUUUCGUCUAUCGAACUCCCUUCUCGAGAUUAAGAAAGGACAGACCGACAGACUAACGAAAAUUGGGAUUUACAGGCCUAGAAUUUUUUCAAAUUAUAGUGGUCGUUGAUAGUAUAUUUAAAAUAAUUCAAUCGGUUAAAAUUUAUAAACAACGGUUAUUUAAAAAAGAAUUUAAAUUCAAUUUAAAUAAUGGAACGAAAACAUUGAUAAGAAUGUUUAAUUCGAAUAUCUUCGAGGUGAAAAUGUAUUUGCUUAACGUAUUAAUGAAAAUAGGGAUAAUAACUCUGGUGAAUGUUUACAGCCGAGCCAGAUAUGAAAAUAUAUACAAAAUAAAAGAAUACAAAACGAUAAAGGUAGAAUAUUUUCCACUUGGCAACGGGGAAAUCUUUGUUGUUUUCCCUACGCCGUUAUUGAAAAAAAAGGAAUUUCGAGUCAGUAGAAACUCUACCAUCUUUUCGGCUGCGACGAAAGUCUACCUGUGCAAAGGGAGGAAAAUACAAAAGUCUCACCUGAAAAACUUUCACAGAUUGUUCUUUGUAGAAGGUAAAGGCUUAUUUGGAUAUUUCUACGAUAAUCAGUUUACCGGAAGAAUACAAAUCCUCAACGACGUUUACUAUGUCGAACGGUAUUCUGAUUAUGCUUUAGUGAGUCAUUCCAUAAAAUUUAUAGUAUAUGAUUUGAAAAAAGUUGAAUACAAAUUUGUACGGCGCAAUAGAAAUUUCAUCUGCAACGAAGUAACGAAUGAUACCGAAUCAGGAAGAACCGAUUGCAAUCACGCAAAACUGAUGGAAAAUAUAUUAAAUGUCAAGAAUACUAAAAGCAAUAGAAGAAGUUGUUCCUUAGAACUCUUGGCUGACUACACGUAUCUUACAAGAAUGGGUUCUGACAGCACCAGAGUAGUGGCACAGAUGAUGUUCUACGUCAUGAACGCAAAUUACGUCUUUAAAAAUUUAGACAUAGACCAAGAUGGAAUUCCUGAUAAUAUAGGGUUUAAUGUGGAAAAAGUUACAGUUUUCGGAGAUGAAAACAGUCCUAACUAUCCUUUUCGGCCAAAUACAAGCUACACUCAUACGACGUAUUUAGAUCAUUUAACUCGAUAUUCUCAUCCCUAUUGCAUGCUGAUCUGCUUUUGUCAUAGGGAUUUCGGGACCGAAUCGACGUAUUCGGUUGGAAAAGUGAGAAAGAGAGGAGGAAUAUGUUCCCACGAAGGGCCUGAAGAUGCCAAGAUAAUGAAUAAUGUGGGUUUCGUUACGGAUAUAGAACAUGGAUUUCUAUUGCCAAAAGUUGAAGUAGCCGCCAAUGUACUUCACCAAUUAGGACACGCAUUUGGUUGCCCGCACGAUCCUGAAAAUUGUAAACUAAAUGAUACCAACAUCAUGCAUCCCGACAUUCCCCUUUGGGCAACUUCGAGCAAUUUGAAAUUUUCUCCAUAUUGCAAGAGAAAAAUCCGACAAUACUUACAAAGGAAAGAAAUAGAUUUCUGCCUGAAGACACUGCAAAGAUCAGUGUGUGGAAACGGAAUUGUGGAGGAAGGGGAAUCCUGCGAUUGCGAUGAUUCUACCGGUCAAUGUGACAUAGAGAAGACGUGCUGUACGUCUAGAAACUCUCCAUUACCAUGCACGAUUCAAGAAGAAAAGGACUGUUCUCCCGCUACAGACGAAUGUUGCGAUUUGAAUUGCAGAAUGAAUACGCGUGGAGGCGUAAAGUGUUUCAGCAACGUACCGUGUUACAACACUUCCAAUGUAUGUAGUAUAAAGUCGCCAUUUUGUCCGUUGACACUGGAGCCAGACCAAACACCUUGUUUAGGAACAGCCAAAACUUGUCGUUCCGGAAAAUGCAUCAGCAACGUCUGCGAAGACAAUAAGCUAAAAAGUUGCGAUUGUUUGCCUCUAAAAUGGGAAUGUCACGUUUGUUGCGAAAGUAAACCUAAAAUCUGUCAAAGUGCCGAGUCGCUCGGUUACGUUCCGUCCAAUCAUCAAGUAUACGUAAAAGCAGACGGAUCGCAUUGCGAUAAGAAUUUUGGAAUUUGCACGAGUGACGGGUACUGCGCUUCGAAGAAAAGUUACAGUUUAUGGUACUAUAUGUCACCAUUGCCUUUCAUUGUACUAAUAAUUGUAGCUUUGCUAUAUCUUCCCGGAAAAUCGAAACCGAAGGACACCGAAGACGUUCUAACGACAAUACAAAAGAAAAAGGUAGUCAAAUCGCAACAGAAAUCUAAAGAAGAAAAACAAUCGCCAAUUGAAAACAUCAAACAGCGAAUGUCUUCCUUGGGCUUAAAGUCCAAAGGAGGUGCACAAUUACCUACACAAGACGAAGAAGAAACUCAAUCGCCUACUCGAGUCAAGAAGAGGACAAAAUUGCCCAUUAGAGUCAUGCAAAAGAAGACACCAGUGAAGAGCAUCGAGCAAGAAAUUCAGGGCGAACAAUCCUUAGACCAAAGCCAAGUCCAACAAGAAGAUCAAUCGACUGAUCGAGCAAAUCGAGCCAAGAAAACGAAAGUAAUUGUCAAGAAAAAGAGGAAACCGACGUCAUCAGAUGAUAAAAAUUGAAUUAUAAUCACUUUAAUUCGGUCAUAUUCUAGCAUUGUGAUCAAUUUUAAUUUCUGUAAUUAGAAAUAAAUAAUUUUAUAUGUCAUGGAAAUUUAAUCGUGUUUGUUUUUGUUCAUCUCACACAACUAUAAAUUCUUGUAUGAACAAUAUAUAAUAAUUUCUAUGUUAUUGGGCUGUAAUCUGAAAAAUAUGUAGACCUAUAAAGGCUUAUUGUCAUUCGUCUGUCCGUCUUUCCUCAAUC